CUCAGUCGGUCUCACCUUGGCGUUGACAUAAGGCCCUCGCAGGAGCGGCUCGGGCUAGCCGUCACCCCCCUCCCUCCCCUGCCGCCGCCGGCACACGUCGCCGGGGCCUCGUUCCUCGCGCGGUUUUUUGGCUCUCUCGUGCGAGAUCUGCUGCGUUUUGGGCGCUCCGGUGGUGGCGCGUGCUCCCGGCGGCGCUCCGGCCCGUGCGGGCGUUGGCGCGUCCUCUAGCUAGGCUGCGGGAUGGGCCAGCCUUUGCGCGGUGCGGGGGGUGGUCACCAGGCGGCGGCGCUCCACCGGGCUCGCCCCCGAUCUGUCGCUGCCUGGAUCCUGCAGUUCGGGCUUCCCCCUUUGACUUGCGCGCGUAGGCGUGGGGUGGUGCUUGGUGGGUGCCCAUGGGCAUGGGCUUCCCGGUGUGGUGUUGGCCGGCCGACUCUGCUCUUCUUUCGUCUAUCGGCUUGCUGCUGCGUUUGCACAGGUCGGCAGUUCCUUGGCAGGCAGAUGGCGGCCAUGGAUGCGGCCUGCUCUCCACGUGGGGUGCAGCCGUGGGCGGGACAGCAGGUCCCCCUUGUCUUGCUGUCAGUCUGGAUGGGCGCUUCUCCGUCGGGUUGGCGAGCUCCAUGGCUUUGCUGUGGUGGCCAUGGAUGCGGCUUCCUCCCACCCAAGUUGAUAAUCUUAUAUCGUAUAGGGAGCUACAUGAGUAGGUAUUUUCAUUCAAGUUGAGAGGUGCAUAUAAUAUGAUGUCAAAGCUCUCCCAAGAGCAGUUAAACAAUGGCGUUAUCUGCUCCUCUGCUGGAAACCAUGCUCAAGGAGUUGCUCUUUCUGCUCGAAAACUGGGCUGUGAUGCCAUUAUUGUCAUGCCUGUGACAACACCAGAAAUCAAGUGGCGAUCAGUGGAGAGAUUGGGUGCGACAGUCAUUCUCAAAGGAGACUCGUACGAUGAAGCUCAAUCAUAUGCAAAACUACGCUGUCAAGAGGAAGGCCGCACAUUCAUACCUCCUUUUGACCAUCCCGAUAUUAUUGCUGGACAAGGAACUGUUGGCAUGGAAAUUGUUCACCAAUUGCAAGGUCCAUUACAUGCAAUAUUUGUACCUGUGGGAGGUGGUGGGUUAAUUGCUGGAAUUGCUGCCUAUGUAAAACGGGUCCUCCCUGAGGUCAAAAUAAUUGGAGUGGAGCCCUCAGAUGCAAAUGCCAUGGCAUUGUCCUUGUGUCAUGGCCAGAGGGUCAUGUUAAAACAUGCUGGAGGGUUUGCUAAUGGUGCAGCUGUCAAAGUUGUAGGCAAGGAGACAUUUCGCCUGUGUCAAAAUUUCGUAGAUGGCAUUGUCCUGGUCAGCCAAGAUGCUAUUUGUGCUUCAAUAAAGGAUAUGUUUGAGGAGAACAGGAAUAUCCCUGAACCUUCUGGGGCCCUUGCCUUGGCUGGGGCUGAAGCUUACUGCAAAUACUAUGGUUUGAAAGGGGAAACUGUGGUUGCAAUAAGUAGCGGUGCAAAUAUGAACUUUGAUACACUUAGAUUAGUAGCUGAGCUUCCUGAUGUUGGUCGAAAACCAGAAGCGGUAUUAGCUACAUUUUUGCCGGAGGAGCAGGGAAGCUUCAAAAAGUUUGCAGAACUGUUUGGCCGGAUGAAUAUUACCGGAUUCAAACACAUAUGUGAUUCUCAUGGAAAAGAAGCCCUUGUUCUACACAGCGGAAGUGAUAACGUCGGAGAUGAACGGGCAAAGGCUAAACUUGUAGCAGUUGGAGCCGAUGGCCUGGAAUGUGAGGAUAGCUAUAGACCCUACAGAGAGGGGGGAAAGCUGCUGGCGUGGCUGGGCAUCUGCAUGGGCACCACCACCGGGAUCUUCAACCUCAUGACGGCGGGGCUCGGCCUGUACGUGAAAGCGCAGCACCCAAGUGCGCACCCGCUGGUGGUCACAUGCUGGGAGGCCUUGCCGCUCACCAUGGUUCGUGUCGUCCUCGUGUCCAGCCUCGGCGCCACGCUCGCUCUCGUCAUCCUGCUCAUGUAUGCAAGCAUGAAGAUGACCUUGCAGGGGGGUUCCCCGUCUGGCUCGGCCUAGUUAGUAUACAUCCAUUUUGCCUUUACUUACUGCUGUUGUUGUGUUGUAGUAGUACGUGUGGAGUAGGAGCAGUAUAGAUUGUUGUUUAGAAAGAAAGAAAUAAACAUGUGAUGAGUUUUUUUUUUUUUUUGUGAUGAGUUGACGGAGCAGCACCCCUCAACUCGUCGUGUAUGUAAUAACUGGGGCAUGACCCACAAUGCAAAACAUUUAAGAGAA
This is a messenger RNA of Triticum urartu, 2267 nucleotides long. NCBI's taxonomy places the organism in Eukaryota, Viridiplantae, Streptophyta, Magnoliopsida, Poales, Poaceae. The record is from RefSeq and is a predicted model, not a curated record.